Oikopleura dioica is the source of this 936-nucleotide messenger RNA. The record is from the annotation of a GenBank genome assembly. NCBI's taxonomy places the organism in Eukaryota, Metazoa, Chordata, Appendicularia, Copelata, Oikopleuridae.
AUGAAAGGAGCAUCUGAUAAGACAAAGCUGAAAGAUAUGAGACAGGACUCGUCGACCUAUCGAAAGAGGAAAAUAAAAAUUGACGGGGCGAAAGAAACGAUUUUUAAAAAGCGAAAAAUCAGAACCAGGAUGAGCGAUCUUGAAAGCUUUGCCGGAGCUGCUGGUCACUCUGGAGGAAUUUUGAAAGCAAAAAAUGGCCAUCUUUUGAAGAUCUUUCACGAAGAAAACUCAAACGAGCCAGAGUUUUUGUCAAAUUUGCCGUCAGAUGAUCCUCUUCGACCUUACACAGCGGAGUUUUACGGAAUAAGGGAAAUUUCGGGAUCGAAGUAUCUGGAGCUAGAAAAUCUCACGGAGGAUUGCCAAUCUCCUUCUGUAAUGGACAUUAAGCUCGGGAAGAAGACCUUCAUCCAUGAUCCAAAAAACAACGCCGAGCGAGCAGAUCUCUUUUCCAAAAUGCAAAAACUCGACCCUACCUCCCUCACUCCCGAAGAGCUCUCCUCAGGCACUGUGACAAAAUCCCGCUACCUUCAAUUCCGCGAUGAUCUGUCAACAACAUCGAUGUACGGCUUCAGAAUCGAGGGAAUUUCUUUUUCAAAAGACGUCGAAUCAACCUUUCAGAAACCGGAGAAAAUUGAGCUUCAGCGAAUGUCGAAAGAUUCGGCGCUUGAAAAUUUUGGAAAAUUCGUCGAUGGAAACAAGCUGGAAAAAAGCGAGGUUCUUGAAAAGCUCAAAAAUUUGAGACAAGCAGUUACAGAUUCUUCAUAUCUCAAAAAUCACCAGCUUAUUGGUUGCAGCUUACUUUUCAUUGCUGAUUCUCAAACCCUGAGGCUCAAGCUUAUUGACUUUGCCAAAUCAAAAAAGUUCGAAUCGGAAGAAGAAAAAGAUGAUUCGUGGAGAACCGGCCUUGACAACCUAAUUUCUGAAAUUGAACAGUGA